Molecule: messenger RNA, 1948 nt
Organism: Gigantopelta aegis
Lineage: Eukaryota; Metazoa; Mollusca; Gastropoda; Neomphalida; Peltospiridae
Exons: 10
Coding region: 149-1324 (391 amino acids)
Cellular component (GO): plasma membrane
Source: RefSeq, a predicted model, not a curated record
GCUGAUUGGCUGAUUUGCUCAUCUGCCACCCAGAUGUUUGCAAUCUUGUCAACACCUGUAGAACGUGUUGUAGUUUUUAGUUGUUACUCUCAAACAUUCUUUGACGGUCUCGAGUAAUAACCGUGAAACCAUCAUUUUAAAACAAGAAAUGGAUGCUUCAAUACGCAAACGGGCCAAUGAAGGCAAGAAAAAGAUGCAUGAUAUGCUGGAUAGCAUGAGCGAGUCUGAAGAAAACGAGUCGCUUUCGAAAACCAUUCUGAAGUUAGCAACUUGCAGUGCAGCUGGACUAUUGUUCGGAAUAGCAAUAGAGAAAGGAAGAGUGUUUGAGCCACUUGUUAUUCAAGACCAGAUGACAAUGGACAGAUUUAUCAUGGUGAAAAUGUUUCUGUCAGCAGUUAGUUCAGGCAUGUUCAGUUUUUCUGUACUUUCAAUGAUUCCUGCAACCCAGAAAAAGUUUCAGCAGGCAAGUCAAGUCUUCAUCAGCGGUUUCUCAGAUAAAGGAUUGUUCAGCGUUGGAAUCGGUGCGGCCAUUCUAGGAGCAGGGAUGACCAUCAGUGGAUCUUGUCCAGGAAUGGUUCUUGUACAAGUUGGUGCCCAAGUUCCUAAUUCAUUGUAUACGUUUAGUGGGGCCCUAGCAGGAGCACUGUUGUAUGGAUUUAUUGAACCAACUGUAGUACGUCUCACAAGACCACAAUACCCACUCAGGACCCAUUACCUUCAUAAGUACUUGGGGUCUCCAUUUUCUGUUGUUGCACUCCCGUUUGGGGCUGUCAUGGCUGUGAUCGUGUUUGGAUUAGAGUUGUUUGCCCCUUGGAAAUCAGAACUGCCAAAAAGUGUGGUAGAGUCUGGGGGUAUGGCUCUAACAAGAAUUGCAUGGCCGCCGUUUGUAGCAGGAGGUAUUAUUGGUUGUCUACAGAUUCCUGUGCUGUUGGCAGUUGGUGAUACUCUUGGCAGCAGUAGUAGCUACUGCACUGUAGCAUCACAAAUUUUGGUCUCAUCACCUCUUCAGAAGAUGUCACCGUAUCUCAGCAAGUUCAAGUCGGGCAUUUCAAACUGGUGGCAGGUGCUUUACAUUGGAGGAGCUAUAGCAGGUGCCUGUUUCUCUGCUACUGCAUCUGGGACCAUCGGUCAGGCCGCCGGCCUCUCUCGCACAGCGGCAUUCUCCGGGGGGGUGCUCAUGGUGCUCGGUUCAAGGCUAGCUGCUGGUUGUACAAGUGGUCACGGUUUGUCAGGAAUGGGUCUUCUGUCGUUUCUGUCCAUGCUUGCCAUACCUGCAAUGUUCAUGGGUGGUAUGGCCACAGCUGCUGUUGUGAAGAUAUUCUAAUGUUUGUGUGUUUAAAAUUAACAUUAUGACAAUAACAGAGAGAUGAUUGCAAAGAACACUCUUGUAACAUAUCAUUAAGACAUCAGUAGUCUAAUACCAUUAUCAUUACCUGUUAUCUUGUGAGCAAAGUAUAUCUCAAGGUCAUGGCAUAAUUUUUGCCAGUAACAGCUAAUUACCAUUAUCUCAAGCUAUUUGUUUCGAUCCAUUCAAUAUGGAACAGUGUUCAAGCUUAAGAAAAUGUUUUACUUGCCCUUCAGGUAAGUGUUGACAGCAUUUUCACUUGCCCUUGGGGCAUUUUCGCUUGCCCGACUUAAAGUUUUUCAAAUUGUAAAGUACUGUAUAAUACUUUAUUUUCGCGUGGAAUUUAUUUUCGCGUUUUUCGCGCGUGAAUGAAAUCCGUGAAAAUAUAUUCCAUGCGAAAAUAAACUUUUUAUAAAGGCUGACAAAAAAUAAAAUAAAAUGUAGUCUCGUUCAACUAUACCGCAUUAGUUUCCGAUGUAGUAACAAAGCGAUGCUCCCUCCUGUCACGGAACAAACCACAAAACACAAAAGCUGUUUAAAACUAUAAUCAAGAACAUGAUUGUAAGUACAUACAUGAUAAUAAAACAAUACUAACACUAAAAA